Podarcis lilfordi (Lilford's wall lizard) is the source of this 7574-nucleotide messenger RNA. NCBI's taxonomy places the organism in Eukaryota, Metazoa, Chordata, Lepidosauria, Squamata, Lacertidae. The record is from the annotation of a GenBank genome assembly.
CUCUAACCCGACGGUCAUGUAAGCUCAGUAAGUAGAUAGGAUUGCAAGUGCUAUUCCUUCCUUGUGUCAUCUCCUCCCUUGCAGGUUUCUAAGCAGGGGUUGGGUGGCCCUCUGUAGGGGGCUCUUCAGCUGUGAUUCCUGCCUUGCAGGGGGGUUGGACUUGAAGGCCCUUGUGGGUGUCCCUUCCCCAUUGGGGUCCCUUCUAUGCACAAAUCGGGUUUUCAAUGAAGAAGAAGAAGAAGAAGUGUUUGGAUUUGAUAUCCCGCUUUAUCACUACCCUAAGGAGUCUCAAAGCGGCUCACAUUCUCCUUUCCCUUCCUCCCCCACAACAAACACUCUGUGAGGUGAGUGGGGCUGAGAGACUUCAAAGAGGUGUGACUAGCCCAAGGUCACCCAUCAGCUGCAUGUGGAGGAGCGGGGAAGCGAACCCAGUUCACCAGAUUACGAGUCCACUGCUCGGGUGCUGAUGAGAGUUGGAGGGCACCCAGUUGGCAAAGGCUGGAAGAUGAUCCGAUUGCCUUCAGGGGUAAUGUGCUUUGUGGGGGGGGGGUGCAGGAAUGGAGCAGAGCAAGGUCCAAGUUGAGCCCACCAGUAUCACUUGCAGUGUGGUAGAAGGUGCUGAGCCCCACUGACUUGACUGUGGGGCACAAAGUGUCUUGGGCUGGGGCAGUGCUAACUCCCCCCCCCAAGGGAAAUGCAGGAAAGCACCAGUCUGAGGACUGUUGCUUGGCAGCCCUCACCACUGACUUCCCCCUAUUGUAUGUGCUGUGGGUUCACUCUGACCCUCUGCUUCCUGCCCUUUAACCUCAGAGAUCAGUCAAGGGACCUGGAUGCUCAAGACGGAACUGCACACCAGAUCUUUCAGGAGAUCUGUGAUCCGGCUAUUCUUUUUAAUGGAAACAGAGGGGAGGGGGCUGCAAAUAUAAUGGUGCCAGCAUAGCUGUGCUGGGGGGAAUGGAAACGUAACCCCUUGCCCUCUCCCCAGGUAUUUCUUACUCACACGGAAAGAAAUGCCGGAAUCCCAACUCCUCUUUUAAAGCCACCUAGGUUGGUGGCCAUCACAGCCUCCUGUGGAAGGCAAAUUCAUAGUUUAACUCUGCAAUUCAUGAAGAAGGACUUCCUCUUGAUCCAUGGUCUGGAAGCCAAGCCUGAUGAGGAGCGGUUGAAGGAGCUUGGUAUGUUUAACCUGGGAAAUAGGAGACUGAGAGGAGAAAGGAGAGCCAUCUCCAAAUAUCUUAAGGUCUGCUACAUGGAAGAAGGAACAAGCUUGUUUUCUCCUGCUCUGGAGGGCAGGACUCGAACCCAUGGCUUCAAGUGACAAGAAAGGAGAUUCCGACUAAACAUACAGAAAAGCUUUUUGACAGUAUGAGCUGUUCAACAGUGGAACGGGCUUCCUUGGAAGGCGGUGGGCUCUCUUUCCUUGGAGGUCUUUAAGCAGAGGUUGGAUGGGCAUCCGUCCUGGAUGCUGUAGCUGAGAUUCUUGCCUUGCAGGGGGUUGGACUAGAUGAUCCUUGAGGUCCCUUCCAACUCUAGGGUUCUAUGAUUCUCUCAUUUGCCUCUUCUUUUUAACUUUUAUCAGUUACUGCCCAUAACUUUUAGUCCCCAUUCCCAAUUCUAAAUCCCCUGACAGUGGUCAUAAAUGCCUUGUUUCAAAGGCAACUUACAACCCAGCACCGUUCCAGCCUGCCUCUCGUGUGUUGUUAGAUGAAUGGAAACAGAAACAUGGAUGCGCUUUGCAUUUAAAGUUAGCCAUGCAAAUGAGCAGCUCGUCUGCUGCCAUAAUUAGUGCCCAAAGGAAAGCCGGUGCGAGUUUGUUAAAUGCAGGGUUCCCAGACAAGGAAGCCCAAAACGCCACAGGGAUCAGUUCCAGUGAUUUAUUAGAGGGAACCCUGUAAAGUAAACAGCAAGCAUUUGUUGCGACUGCUGCACCCAGGCAAGCGUGUCAUGCAGAGGCAGAUUUAGGGGAGUGAGACCAAUUUGCCCGCACAGGGGGCUGAGAUGAGAGGGUUCUUCAGGGGGGUGGGGUAUAAAUAAUAAAAUUAUUAAAAUGGUGGUGGUGGUGAACAAUGGAAGGGGAGAGGCUUGGAAGUACUAAAUUUGGGCAUCACAGAGGGCGCCACUGAAAUUUUAAAGCCCCCAAACCACCACUGAUGUUAUGCAUUAUAAAGAUUAAAAAGAACAAAACGAAUUUAUUUGUUAAUAUAAUAGAUGGAUAGUUUACAGAUCUUUACUUUUUUACAAUACGCAGAGAACAAUAUGUGUUGAUAAAUCAGAGAGAGGAGCGGAGGGAAGUCGUGGGGGAGGGAGAGGUUGUUGUGGGGGGUGGGAAAUGGGGGGGGGAAUAUAAUUGUUAAAAUAAUUUGUUACGUGAAAAUAAUCAAUAAAAAUUCUAAAAAAUAAAAUUAAUAAUAAUAAUAAAAUGCAUUAUACAGCCGUAUCUUGGAUCCCGAAUGCCUUGUGAGUCAAACGUUUUGGCUCCCGAAUGCCCCAAACCCAGAAGUGAUUGUUCUGGUUUGCGAAUGUUCUUUAGAACCUGAACGUCCCAAGCGACUGCGACAAUUGGCUGCAGGAGCUUUCUGCAGCCAAUCGGAAGCUGCACCUUAGUUUCUGAACAUUUUGGAAGUCAAACGGACUUCCAGAAUGGAUUCCGUUCGACUUCUGCGGUAUGACUGUACAGUGGUACCUCGGGUUAAGUACUUAAUUCGUUCCGGAGGUCCGUUCUUAACCUGAAACUGUUCUUAACCUGAAGCACCACUUUAGCUAAUAGGGCCUCCUGCUGCCGCUGCGCCACCGGAGCACGAUUUCUGUUCUCAUCCUGAAGCAAAGUUCUUAACCCAAGGUACUAUUUCGGGGUUAGGGGAAUCUGCAACCUGAAGCGUAUGUAACCUGAAGCGUAUGUAACCUGAAGCGUAUGUAACCCGAGGUACCACUGUAUACAGAAAGCAUCAUAUAUCAGUUGGGCCAGAAACUUCUGUCAGUCCCAAGGCGAAAAGUCAAGCGUCCCAUAGUCACAGAUGCAAAGCAUCAAAGCAAGCCAAUUAGCACAUAUCAAAGUAGUAAAUGCCGAUUAGUGUUGUUUUGACUGCCACUUUGGAGUUUACAAGCCUUUCAGAACAUAUUCCCUGUUGAGUUUUUCCCAUGUUGUCAAGCCCCAUCUGCCCCUCACUUCCCUCCAUGUGCAGAAGCUGCCUUCUUGAGUGUCAGGACCCACAAACGGUCUUGUCUGGUCCAUCUUCCAGAGCCUGUCUUUGCAGGCAGGGGAGGCCCCUAACUCACAAAGGGCAUGAGACCCAUUCAGCUCCCCUCACCUGGUUUUGCCAGCCAGCCAAAGCCAUUCCUGGGAUUGUGGCUGCUGUCGCAUGCUGACCUCUUCUAGGAACCCACAGGAACAGUUCCUCCCAUAUACAGUACCAGAAAGCCAAACACGGUGAUGGCUGCCCUUUUUUUGUGUUUGCAACCAGAUUUCCAAUUAACCUGUGUCAGAGAAAGCAAUGUCAAUAAAUCCCUGGAGGCAGAUGUCAAUUUAUGGAAAGUGGGGAGUGUGCGCCACAAAACAGCAACUUCCUCUUCAUAUCCUGUCUCUUAUCUUUCUACCUGUGGCACCCAUUACAUAAUCCGCACUAAAAGCUUAUUAUCACAUGAAUCUGGAACGAAGAAACUGCUGGCAACGUUCUGCACAUAAAGAGGACUUCUUGGCCUGUUCAUUGGGGCAAAGGGGGGCCAUAGCUCAGUGGCAGAGGAACUGCCUUGCCUGCAGAAGUUCCCAAGGUAAAUUUCUGGCGCCUCUAGGUAGGUCUGGGAGAGACUCUAAAAUCUUGCAGUCUUUGCUGCCAGUCAGUGCUGGGUUAGAUGGACCAGUGGUUUAUUCAGUAUAAAGUAGCUCCUUUGUCCUUCCUGUGUGGCCCAUUAGCCAGUGUUUGAUUUGCUGCAUUCCAGCCUUGCAAGGGGGUUGGACUAGAUGACCCGUGGUGUCCCUUCCAACUCUACAAUUCAAUGCUUUUUUUCAGAUUUAUUUUUUUAUUUUGCCAAAGUAAUAAUAAUAAAUAUAUAAGGGUAAAAAUGUGCACCCCACCUCCUAGAGCCUUCCGUUGUAACUGUCCAGCUUCCCAAAACUUCAACGCCUCUUGCGAUGGUUUGACCCUUUUCCGUUUUAACUGUACAAAUUCUACAAACACCCUCCAUAUCUCCUCAAAAUCAUUUCUUCUGCAUAUUCCGCAUCUUACAUUAAUAGAACAUGUUAAUUUAUCAUGAAUAGCUAUAUCCCACACCUCUUUGUACCAUUCUUCCAUUUUAUAGUCACCUUGCCCCUUCCACUUCCUAGCUAUAAUAACUCAUGCAGCUGUCAAUAAAUUUGUGAGCAAGACCUUCAUAGCCUGUGAACCUUCCACCCCAUCAUAAUUUUUUUAAUGCUUUAUUAAUUUUUGCAAAAAAAAAAUGAGAAAAGAAUCCAAAAUCAAUACAUAUUACAAAAAGGAGGGGAAAUAGAUUCAUACGUAACAGAUUCCAUUAUGACUUCCGAUCAUCCCAACAUGUUUCCUGGGUUGCAUUUUCGACUGCACACUUUCCAUUGUCUCUCACAGAUUGUCUCAAUUGUUUUGAUUUUGUAAAUUUCCACCCCAUCGUAAAUUGAUAAUAAUGGUACCUCUGGACUUACGGUUAGCUUUAACCCCAUGAUUUCUGUAAUCUCCUUGAACACUCUUUGCCCAAAAAAAUUAUACAUAUAUGCACCUCCAUCACAUGUGAAUGUAAGUCCCGGUUUCCUGCCAUCCCCUCCAGCAUAACACCAAAUAUUCCUUGUUUAUUUGAUUUAAUCUGACUGGUGUUAAAUACCAUGUCCAAACUAACUCCUAAUAAUUUUCUGUUAAUUCUAUGCUUCUACAAUUCCUGGAGAUCACACAGUAAUACGGAGCUGGUUUCCUUUCAAUUCCAGAUCAUGACACAGCGCCCAAGGCAGGAUGGAACCUCCCGAGCCAGACGCUCCCAACGCCUCCUUCUACCAGCCUUCCGUGUUCCUCCUGAUGGGCAUCCCUGGAAUGGGCAGGAGCCACCAUAGACUCGUCUCCAUCCCCUUCUGCUUGCUUUACCUUGUGGCCCUCUUGGGGAACUGCAUCAUCCUGUUCAUCAUUGGCAGAACGACCAGUCUCCAUGAGCCCAUGUAUUACUUCCUCUCCAUGUUGGCCCUCAUGGACCUGGGCCUGGUUCUGUGCACCCUCCCGACCACGCUAGGCAUCUUCUGGUUCGACGUCAGGGCGGUUGGCUUUGAUGCCUGCCUCACCCAGAUGUAUUUCAUCCAUGUCGUCUCCAUGCUGGAAUCCUCAGUGCUGCUGGCCAUGGCCUUUGACCGCUUUGUGGCCAUCUCACACCCCCUGAGGUACAAAGCCAUCUUGACCAAGCCAACCAUUGUCAAGAUAGGCCUGGCCAUGUUGGUGAGGGCAGCCAUCUCCCUGCUCCCGAUCCCUUUUCUGCUCAGGAGGCUGACGUACUGCAGCGACAACAGCCUCUCCCACUCCUUUUGCUUGCAUCCUGACAUCAUGAAGCUGGCCUGCAAAGACGUUGACAUCAGCGUCAACGUUCUGUACGGCUUAAUCAUCAUUCUUUCAACCGUUGGCAUAGAUUCACUCCUCAUUGUGCUGUCUUAUUUCCUGAUCAUCAGGACUGUCAUCAAGGUGGGUCCCAAGGGGAAGUGCCUGAAGGCUUUGAAUACCUGUGUCUCUCACAUCUGUGCGGUCCUCAUUUUUUUCAUCCCCAUGAUUGGCCUAUCCAUCAUCCAUCGAUUUGGCAAUGGUGUGGACCCGCUUGUAAAAGCCAUGGUUGCCUACGUCUACCUGAUCGUGCCCCCCGCUUUGAACCCCAUCAUUUACAGUAUUAAAUCCAAGCAGAUCCGGAAAGCCAUCUGGAAGCUGUUGCUUUGGAAGACGGAGCGGAGAGGUCAAGCAGUAACUGUUUCAGUUCAGUUCAGCCGUUGUGAAACUAGCCAUGAUGCGGUUCCCUGGACAGUUUUGUACCCUGUGGAGCUGCCUGCACGAUUUUGCAAAGGAAACCAGCACAAUGAUUGACAACUCCACCGAAUUGCAAAAAGAGCUGAAGCAAAUUGGAAGAUCAGAACGUUACCUUGUCAAGCUGGCUCCGUCUUCCACCUGUAGGGCUCUCACUGGGAAUAUGGAGCAAGCGUGUUUUCUGUUGCUCCACAGGGGAGGACAAGAACCCACAGAUCCAAAUGACAAGAAAGACUCCGACUAAACACUAGGAAGAACUUUCUGAUGCUAAGAGCCAUUCAACAGUGGAACAGACUCUCUCAGAAGGUGGUGGACUCUCGUUCAUUGCAGGUUUUUAAGCAGAGGUUGGAUAGUUGUCUGUCGUGGAUGCUCUAGCUGUGAUUCCUGCAUUGCAGCGGGCUGGACUAGAUGACCCCUGGGGUCCAUUCCAACUCUGCAAUUCUACGAUUCCAUGAUUCUGUGAAGCAUACCUUCAAUUCAACACCAAACUGUAGCAGUCGCAAUGCUUCUCACUUAGGUGCAUCAAAGCAGUUUUUCUGUUUUGUAUUCAGGUUCUGAUUUAUGUCUUGAGAAGUGAAAAAUGUGGCAAACUUUGUAUUUUGGGUAGAUUAAACCAAUUAAUAUUUGGCUGUGCCUCACACAAUGCUUUGGAACACACUUUUACUGUACUGCCAAGGCCAAGAUUUUCAAAGGGGUCUUGGAAAAUUUCUCUGGAGCCAGAGAUAAGGGAACAAAUCACAGAAGGGAGAGAAAACACAGUGUCAGGGAAAUCUGCUUCCUGGUCCAUAAAGCAAGGUGUCUCUAGGUCAGAUUAUCACACACCUGCAUAGACAAGUGAAGUCUGGCUCACAUAAGAGGCGACAUGCCUCACAGCCCACAACUGGCCACGUCACUGCUAUUUCCUGUGUUGUCAUCAGUAGGUCAAGUACCACCUUUUCCUGUUGCCUAGAAUGGACAUCCAGGGGAACGUGGCUCCAAACAGGGAGGAUUUCUUGCAGUACCUGUUGGGAGCAACCUCCUUCUGACUAUGACCAGGUUGAUGGGCGUGACCCUACCUGGUGCAAAUAAAAGGGCCAGGCACAUGGCUAUCUGCCUCUUACCUGCUUCUCUCUUUCGUCCUUCUGGUUCUCCACUGCUCCUGGCUCUUAGCCAGCGCAUGGCUCAUCCUUUACAAAGGAUGGAGCCCACAAGUAGCAAGUCUGAGAUUUAGCACAGACUUCAUUUUCUCUACAGAUGAAACUGUAUGAAGCCUGCCUUCAGAUUACGGCUUGUUAUUUUCAAGAAGUCUGUGUUGUGUUAUUCUUAUUUUAAGAGGGAAAGAAAGGGGAAAUUUACGAGGAAGAAUUCACUUUGCACAAGGCAGACUGGAUUGCUUAAUUAAAAGAUUCUAACGAGUCAUCAACUGCUUCCAACAAGUUUGAAAUAUACUCAGAGUCCUGUAGUGAUUUCAUGCUCUUUAUUGCAGCUUGUAAAACAGUGAUUGAAUUGCCCCCCCAUACCUCAGGCUUUUAUAUACAUUAUUUACCCAAUGAGUCCCAUCUGAUUGGCUGAUUCUGCUUCCCUCCUGGAGCCUGAUUG